AUGAAAACAAGAUGUUUAUGUUGUUUUGAUGGGGAGACACAGACGUACAAACAAGAAUUAAGGGAGUUAUUGAAGAUCACGUGGCCUAUUGCCCUGACACAAUUCUUAAUGUUCCUGCCCGUGUUCGUAAGCCAGAGUUUCUGUGGACAUCUUGGAAAGGAAGCUAUUGAUGGUGUGGCGUUGGCGUCAACAGUUAUCAAUGUUUCUGGAAUGUGUGUGAUGUUAGGCCUGUCUUCGGCAGUAGAUACUUUAUUUUCUCAGACACUUGGAAGCGGAAACAAAGAAAAAGUUGGCAUUAUACUGCAGAAAGGUAUCUGGAUCUUACUUUUAUCUUGUUUACCUUGCUGGACUCUGUUCCUGAACACUGGAACAAUUCUCCAGUCAAUAGGACAGGAUAUUGUUGUUUCGAGAAUUGCUGGGGAGUACGCCACAAUAUUUAUGGCCGGUUUACCGGUAUAUGGAAUUAAUAUUCUACUCUCCAAGUACAUGCAAGUUCAGUUGAUUGUUAUACCAAGCUUACUGAUUGGGAUUAUGAUAAAUAUUAUGAAUGCUGGACUUCAUGCAUUGUUUAUCUACGUGGUCGGAAUGGAAACAAGAGGGGCUGCUCUCGCUGCAACUUUAACACACUGGUUCUCGGCUUUACUUCACGUGCUGUUCAUCAGAUGUAAAGGAACCUAUAAGGCCACAUGGACAGGUUGGAGUAAGGGGAGUUUGUAUGGCUGGGGAGCCUUUGUAAAGCUGGCUAUUCCCGGAUUAUUCAUGAUAUGUAUGGAAUAUUGGGGCCUCGAAAUAAUUGUCCUUUUAAGUGGUUUACUUGGAAAAGUUGAUUUAGCAGCAAAUGCAAUAGUCUAUAACAUCGGUGGACUGAUUUAUAUGAUUGUUUUCGGUAUGUCCGUUGCGGCGGGUAUCCGUGUAGGAUUGUUUUUAGGCGCGGGAGAUUCAAAAAUGGCUCACGUGGCCUCAAGGGUGGCCAUGUGUUGCGGAUCAUGUUUUGCGGUCAUAAUUGCUGUUUUCUUUGUAACUCUGAAAGACUUUAUUCCAAAACUAUUUUCAAGUAAUUCGGAUGUUCUUGUCUUGGCUUCCUCUCUUCUGCUACAGCUAGCCUUAUUUAAAGUGUUUGAUACCGUGCAAGCAACUUGUGGUGGAAUAUUGCGUGGAAUAGGUCUUCAGGCUUUUGGUGCUGUUUUCAACUUUUUUGGUUACUAUAUAAUUUCAUUACCUAUAUCCCUGACAUUGAUGCUGGCAACCCCAUUAAAGGUUCCUGGUGCCUACUGGGGGAUGAUCAUAGGAUCUUUUGUAGUCUGUGUGAUAUAUUGUGUCAGAAUUUUCACACUUGACUGGGAGAAGGAGACCAGCAAGGCUUUAAAGCGAGCGUGUCUGGAAGGAUCAGUCAAAGAAACUGACAGUAUAAUCACUCAUGAUGAAAAGCAAUCAAUACAAAUGGCAGAUGUCAGUUUGAAUGAAGGCAGUUAUAAAUGUUAUAAUUCCAUGGAUAGUUCUAUUCUAGGCGGGGAUGAGAUACAAGAUAAAACAGACAAUUUAUCAUCCAAUCAACGAAGCAUAUUAUGUAAAAUAUUCGUUUUGAUACUAUUUUUGUUGAUUUUUACUGGCGGUGUUUGCGUUAGAAUUCUUGUUCACAUUUGAUAAAAAAAUACU
This is a messenger RNA of Saccostrea cuccullata (small rock oyster), 1656 nucleotides long. RefSeq names its product multidrug and toxin extrusion protein 1-like. Lineage: Eukaryota; Metazoa; Mollusca; Bivalvia; Ostreida; Ostreidae. The transcript is spliced from 18 exons. Gene Ontology annotation, molecular function: xenobiotic transmembrane transporter activity; antiporter activity. The record is from RefSeq and is a predicted model, not a curated record. The coding region runs from base 1 to 1644 and encodes 547 amino acids. Gene Ontology annotation, biological process: xenobiotic detoxification by transmembrane export across the plasma membrane. Gene Ontology annotation, cellular component: membrane.